Merops nubicus (carmine bee-eater) is the source of this 1020-nucleotide messenger RNA. Its product is annotated as structural maintenance of chromosomes protein 2-like. The record is from RefSeq and is a predicted model, not a curated record. The transcript is spliced from 8 exons. The annotation marks the transcript as partial. Lineage: Eukaryota; Metazoa; Chordata; Aves; Coraciiformes; Meropidae. Gene Ontology annotation, molecular function: ATP hydrolysis activity; ATP binding.
AUGUACAUCAAGUCAAUUAUUCUUGAUGGUUUUAAAUCCUAUGCUCACAGGACGGAGAUUCGUGACUUUGACCCAUUAUUCAAUGCCAUUACUGGCUUAAAUGGUAGUGGCAAGUCUAAUGUCUUGGACGCAAUCUGUUUCCUGCUGGGAAUUUCCAGUUUGUCACAGGUGCGAGCUUCAAACUUGCAAGAUCUAGUUUAUAAAAAUGGGCAGGCUGGAGUUACUAGAGCAACUGUGUCUAUUACCUUUGAUAAUUCUGACAAGAAACAAAGUCCACUGGGAUUUGAAGAUAAUGAUGAGAUCACCAUCACUAGGCAGAUUGUCGUUGGAGGUAGAAAUAAGUAUCUUAUCAAUGGUGUGAAUGCUACCAGCAGUCGAAUUCAGGAUCUGUUCUGCUCUGUUGGUCUCAAUAUUAAUAACCCUCACUUCCUCAUUAUGCAGGGGCAAAUUACCAAAGUUCUAAAUAUGAAGCCAUCAGAGAUUUUAGCUAUGGUUGAAGAAGCAGCUGGUACUAGGAUGUAUGAAUGCAAGAAAGUAUCCGUCCAGAAAACCAUAGAGAAGAAGGAAGCCAAACUGAAAGACAUUCAAAAGGUCCUAGAUGAGGAUAUAACACCAACUUUAGAGAAACUGAGAGAGGAUCGAUCAUUCUACCUAGAAUACCAAAAAAUAAUGCGAACAGUGGAACACGCAGAGCGCCUCUGUAUAGCUUAUGAGUUUGUUCUGGCUGAAAAGACAAAGGCAUCCUCUGAUGAAGUACUAAAGGAAAUGCAGGAUUCUGUAGAGGAGCUUCAGGAAUCAAUGGCUAAAAAUGAGAAGCUGGUGAGGCUACUUGAUAAAGAAAUGGCAGAGCUGGAGAAGAAAAGGAGUAAGGAAGUUGGCGGUAGGCUCCAUUCACUGGAAGCUGCCCUUUUAGAAAUUCAAAGAGAUAAUACUAGAGCACAAAGUACCCUUGCUCUCAAGAAACAAAACUUAAAAGAUGAAGAGAUUAAGUACAAAGAAGUGAUAAAAAGUAUGCAGGAG